This is a messenger RNA of Pelagomonas calceolata, 1160 nucleotides long. The record is from the annotation of a GenBank genome assembly. NCBI's taxonomy places the organism in Eukaryota, Pelagophyceae, Pelagomonadales, Pelagomonadaceae.
CACAGCCUCGGCACGUGCGUUACUUGCAAUUAUAUGCGGCGCUAGGCAUCGAUAACUCGUUCAUCUAUAACCCCUUGCUGUGAUUCUUGCAGGGAUCCAUCCCUUAAAGGCCUUGGCACAACUUGCCAGGGAGAGCAUCAUGCAUCUCACUGCGCUGCUCUGGGCGCACGCCGCCGCGUUGCAGCAGCCAUUCCGAGCCGCACCGCGCCGCGCUGUCGCCGCGCGCGCGCGCUUCGAGACUGGCGAUGAUGUGCCCGGCGGGACGUACGAAACUUACGAGCACGACGGCUGGACGUGCGGCUACCGGCACAAGACGGGCUGCGAGCCGGCGAUCGUGCUGCUGCAUCCCGUCGGUAUUGGCCUCUCGAGUUGGUUCUGGACGAGAGUGAUGGCGGAGCUGCCCAAUGAGGUCUACGCGCCCGACUUUAUUGGGUGCGGCCGCAGCGACGCGUGGGACCCGGCCGAGCGCGGUUUAUUUUUGCCGCUGGACUACUCGCGGCAAGUCGAGGAGCUCUGGCGCCAGAAGAUCGGCAAGCCCUGCUGCGUCGUCGCGCAGGGCGGCCUGGCGCCCGUCGGGGUCUACCUCGCCUCGCGGUCCUCGGAUCGGUGGGACGGCGCGCGGGCCGUGGCGGGCCUCGCGCUGAGCGCGCCGCCGCCCUUCGCCGACCUCGCCGAGGGCCUCGACAGCGCGGAGGUAGCUCGAAACUUGGAGUUUUUGCAGUCGUCGCUCGGGCGGCAGCUCGUCAAACUGCUCCGGAGCGCCUUCUUCGUCAAGUUCUUCUCGGACCUGUUCCUCUUCGCCGACGCGUGCGACGAGGCGUGGAUCAGCAACUGCCUGACGGACGAUGAAAGGCCGAAAUCUAUAGAGCCGGUGCUGACGUUCAACGCGGGCGUUGUCGGCGCGCGCGGCCUCUUCGACGAGCUCAAGACACAAAUCCCCCAACCCGUGCUGGUCAUCGAGGGCGCGGCGGACAAGCGGAGCGAGAAGCGCGGCGGCUACGCCGAGACCGUCCCGGACCUCGAGCGCGUGGCGAUCGAGGGGUCCUGCAACGUGCCGCCGUGGGAACGGCCCGGCCUCGUGGCGGACGCGAUCGGCGCGCUCGUAUUACGCGCGCGGAGGCUCGGGCGGCUCGAGGCGCCUGGAUAAGAAAUUAAUCGAG